CAGCUGUGCGUCCCGUCCUGAUCCGCAGGGGGUGGAUACCCAUUUCAAUUAGCGGGCAUUGCUGGGCCAGUGAUCGCGCUGCUGGGGGUGGAGGUGUUAAAAGCGUGGAACGAGGGGGGGAUGGAAGGAUUCCGCGCGGUGGGGGAGUAACCCGGCCCUGGCAGCACAGUUCACCACAGCUCCGCUCACUCUUCGGUGCGGCGCCUCCCGAUCAGGACCCACUGCGAGGGGCUCGAGCGCAGUUCGCUCGCUCGCUCACUCACCCGUCUCUUCGCGCGCGGGCCCGGUGACCCUGCGGGAGCAUGUGCGGUGUGACACUGCGGCCUUUCUGACGGUGCUACUGACUGACUAUUGAGCAAACGAGCUGCUCAGAACUUGACACGAAGGAGCUGCCUAUCCUGACACUCCCAGAAAUCCAGUGGGGCUGGCCUUCCAUCAUGUCAACAGAAGUAGACACCACUGUGAACAACCAAGCUGACCUAGGCACUGCCAAGACUGCUUCCAAGAGGGAAAAGAAAAAAGGUCCAGAGAAAAAUGAUGAAUUUUUGCUGGCUAGAUUCAAAGGAGAUGGGGUACGAUACAAAGCCAAGCUAAUUGGUGUGGAUGAUGUACCUGAAGCCAGAGGGGAUAAAAUGAGCCAGGACUCCAUGAUGAAACUAAAGGGCAUGGCAGUAGCCGCUCGAUCCCAGGGAAAGCACAAACAAAGAAUCUGGGUCACCAUAUCUUUAUCUGGGAUUAAAAUUAUUGAUGAGAAAAUGGGGGUAAUAGAGCAUGAACAUGCUGUGAGUAAGAUUUCCUUCAUUGCACGGGAUGUGACAGACAACAGGGCCUUCGGCUAUGUGUGUGGCGCGGAGGGACAGCACCAGUUUUUUGCCAUAAAGACUGCCCAGCAGGCUGAGCCAUUGGUGAUGGACCUGAAGGAUCUCUUUCAGUUAAUUUUUAACAUGAAGAAGAAAGAAGCAGAAGGUCCAAAGACAGAUGAAAUGGAUAACAAGGUUGUACUGAAUGGGAGUGAUGCCUUGCUUAAUACUGAAGGCCAAGGAGAGAACUUAAAAGCUGUUGACCAGCUGGACCUGUUUGGUGACAUGUCAACUCCUCCAGAUUUGCACUCUCCCUCAGAAGCAAACGAUACCCUCUUGUUGGAUCUGUCCUCUGAGGUUGAUGACAAUCAGAACUUUGUGAAGGGAAAUCCUUUCACUUCCUCUGUCUUUUGGUCCAAAUCUCAGCCCAGUAUUAUAGCUGAGAACACUUCUACAUCAGACUUGAUCCCUGAUCCUUUCAGUGACAAACUUUUCUCCAAAAGCAACCAACCAGCCUCCAUGGACAUUCCAGGCUCAUUUGGCCAUGGAGAAACUUGGCAAGACACAAAUCAGCCAAAGCUGAAUGGCAGUCAUCAGAAUGGUGACUCUGACUGUUUUGGUCAGCAAUUUGAUCAGUUAUCCAGUAGAGCUAUGAUUCAGUCAUUAGUGAAUGACCACUGGCCUACACAAACAUUACCAGCAACCUGGAUAAAGGAUGGGCUCCUAGUCAAGGAGCAGAACAGCAUGUCGAAGUCCUCUCUGAACCCAUUUCUUGAGAGUACUUGCAAGAGCACACAGCUGCAAAAUGGAGUAAAUGGUGAUCUGGUGGGGUUUUCAGAGGUCUCUGUACCACCAAAGGAGUCUAUGCUCAUUAGUCCACCUCCACCCAACACAAAGGCUGGACGAGGAAGGAGGAGUGUUAAGUCUCCUACAAAUGUUUUUGGAUCAGACUUGUUUGGUUCAGCUGGCCAGCCAGAAGUCUCUCCCCUUUCUGACCCUGCCCAGUGUAACACUAUGGAUCUCUUCAGCAGUGGUCCCAUAACCACUGGUACCACAGCCUCAGGUGUGGGAAAUGCCACUUCUCUACAGGGACUAGGAACACUGCCACUGGGAGGUCCUUCUACAAACCUUACCUCAGGGACAUCAGCAUGGAGACCACCAGGCCCCACCAUGUUUCCAUCACCUAGUGGUAUUUCUCAGGUCACAGGGCCUGUUCCCCAGUCAGCUUUUGGCACCCCAUCCAUGCCUGCAUGGGUGCAUAUAGCACCACCUUUUGGUGCAGCUCACUCUCAGUCCCCACCCUGGGGUCAGGUCAGAGGCCCUGUAGCCCCUGUAGUCUGGCCUCAGCCUCCCAUGGCUGGUUCUCUUCAAACCAGCAUGGUGCCCCCCUCCAUGCUGGGAGCUAUGAUGGGAAUGCAGCAGGCUUCAACCCCUCAGCGUCAGCCCCCUCCUCGUCCAGCACCAGCAGAUCCUCCUAAGGUUGAAAGUGCCUUUACUGCCUUGGACCCUCUAGGGGAGAAAGAGCAGAAGAAUGUGAAAGACAUGUUCAAGAACUUCCAAAUGGCUAAACCCCCAUCACAACCAGCAAAAAAGAAUGAGCAGGGGACUGUCCCUAGCUCAAAUAGUGGUCCCUUUGCAGAGUACUUCUCCAGCAAAGUGGGACUUGCCCAAGAGGCAGCAGAUCAUGAUGACUUUGACAUUGAUCAGCUAUCAAGCAAAAUCAGUGAGCCACCCAAACCUGCACCCCGACAGACACCUGCAACCACUGCCUCAGCCCAGGAUCUGUUUGCUGACCCUUUUGGGGCUGAUCCCUUUGAACCUGCUCCUUCAAUUAUGAGCUCACCAAUGCCCCAGCCAAGUGCUUCUGACCCUUUUGGAGACCCCUUUGGUGAUCCCUUUGCCUGAGCACCACAACUUUCACCAUAUUCACCCCCAGGACUUGAUGACCUGAAGUUGACCCAAUAAGCUAUUCUGCUGUCACAGAAAACCAGCUGAUCUACAGAGCAUAGCCAGCUGAUGCAACUUCUCCAAACCACCUUCCACUAACUUCACUUGCCCCAACACUGUUCAAAUCCUGCACUUUUCAUGUGUUCUUUCCAGAUUGUUUACAAAAAAGCUAAUAAAUUGUACCCUAUUUCAAGUUCA
Scleropages formosus (Asian bonytongue) is the source of this 2945-nucleotide messenger RNA. RefSeq names its product DAB adaptor protein 2 (gene dab2). The coding region runs from base 438 to 2705 and encodes 755 amino acids. The transcript has 15 exons. Gene Ontology annotation, biological process: receptor-mediated endocytosis; positive regulation of endocytosis; negative regulation of canonical Wnt signaling pathway. The record is from RefSeq and is a predicted model, not a curated record. Gene Ontology annotation, cellular component: cytoplasm; intracellular membrane-bounded organelle; clathrin-coated pit. Lineage: Eukaryota; Metazoa; Chordata; Actinopteri; Osteoglossiformes; Osteoglossidae. Gene Ontology annotation, molecular function: cargo receptor activity; clathrin-cargo adaptor activity.